AUGGCAUCUAUUAAAGAGGAGAGUGAAGACAUGAGGAUGGAAGAAACAUUCAGAGUGAAACAAGAAGAGACUGAGGAACAAACAGGCCUGAUGGCACUGAAAGAGGAGAGUCUGAAAGAAGAACUGAAUGAAAUGGAAGAGAAAAGUCAGGAUGAGAAACGUCAUGAUUUCAAGAGAGGAGAAAAAUCCUUAAAGACUGAAAAGACUUCCUCACAAAAAAGUGGUCAGAGGACUGACUCUAACAGUUUCACCUGCUGUCAGUGUGGUAAGAAUUUCACUUGUAAGCAAAACCUUGAAGUCCACAUGAGAGUUCACACUGGAGAGAAACCUUUCAGCUGCCAACAGUGUGGAAAGAGUUUCAAUCAAAAACAAAUCCUUAAAGUCCACAUGAGAGUUCACACUGGAGAGAAACCUUACACCUGCAAACUGUGUGGACAAAGUUUUAAACUUAAGGGAAAUCUUAAUGCCCACGUGAGAAUUCACACUGGAGAGAAACCGUACACGUGCAAACUGUGUGGGAAGAGCUUCUCACGAAAAGAAAGUCUUAAGACUCACUUGAACAUUCACACAGGAGAGAAGCCUUGCAUAUGUGGUCAGUGUGGAAAGAGAUUCACAUGUAAAGAAACCCUUAAUCACCACAUGAGGAUUCACUCAAAAGAGGACUGUUUUAUAUGUCAUCAGUGUGGAAAGAGUUUCCUGCAUAAAAGAAGCCUCAACACUCACAUUAGACUUCAUACUGGAGAGAAGCCUUUCAUCUGCCCUCAGUGUGGAAAAAGCUUCUCACAGAAAGGAAACCUUCAGACUCACAUAAGUAUUCACACUGGAGAGAAACCCUACACUUGCCGUCAGUGUGGAAAGAGUUUCAAUCAAAAACAUAGUCUUGAAGUCCACAUGAGAGUUCACACUGGAGAGAAACCUUUCAGCUGUCAACAGUGUGGAAAAAGUUUCACUCAAAAACAAAACCUUAAAGUCCAUACAAGAAUUCACACUGGAGAGAGCUCUUUCACCUGCCAAGAGUGUGGAAGCAGUUUCACUCAAAAAAUAAACCUUAAAGUCCACAUGAGAAUUCACACUGGAGAAAAGCCUUACACGUGCAAACUGUGUGGACAGAAUUUUACACACAAAAACAAUCUUAAUUCUCACACGAUAAGUCACACUGGAGAGAAGCUGUUCACAUGUGAUCAGUGUGGAAAGAGUUUCACACGCAAGGUUACCCUUAAUUACCACAUGAAAAUUCACUCAAGAGAGGACUGUUUUACAUGUCAUCAAUGUGAGAAAAAUUUCUGUCAUAAAUUAAGCCUCAAAAAUCACAUGAGAAUCCACACUGGAGAAAAGCCUUAUUCAUGCCCUCAGUGUGGAAGGAGUUUUACAUAUAAACCAUCCCUUGAUUCCCACAUGAGAACUCACACUGGAGAGACCCCUUACACCUGCAAAUAUUGUGGGAAGAAGUUCUCACAAAAAGGAAACCUUCAGACUCACAUAAGGCUUCACACUGGAGAGAAGCCUUUCUCAUGUCUUCAAUGUGAAAAGAGUUUUACAUAUCAAAGAGACCUUAAGCAACAUUUGCAAACUCAUUCUGGCAAGACAUUGCAGUGUUCCUCAGUGUUGUAAAAAAAAAUAAAAAAUUCACACAAAAUUAAAAAGUCAUGCAGAUGCGAGACCCUAUUUUGUGCUUGUAUGUGUGUGUAGAAAGAGGUUUUAACUGGCUCUGCAGUUUAAAAUUUCACCAGAAAAUAUGUAUCUAUGUAAAAUUAUUUCUUUCCCAUCAAUGUUUAAAAAAAGUUGCCAGUCAACUGCCAGCAAUUUAGACAAUUUUCACAAAAUUAUCACGGC
Messenger RNA from Sinocyclocheilus anshuiensis, 1833 nucleotides. RefSeq names its product gastrula zinc finger protein XlCGF57.1-like. NCBI's taxonomy places the organism in Eukaryota, Metazoa, Chordata, Actinopteri, Cypriniformes, Cyprinidae. Gene Ontology annotation, molecular function: DNA-binding transcription factor activity, RNA polymerase II-specific. Gene Ontology annotation, cellular component: nucleus. The record is from RefSeq and is a predicted model, not a curated record. The transcript is spliced from 4 exons. Gene Ontology annotation, biological process: regulation of transcription by RNA polymerase II. Bases 1 to 1611 code for a protein of 536 amino acids.